This is a messenger RNA of Schistosoma margrebowiei, 255 nucleotides long. The record is from the annotation of a GenBank genome assembly. Lineage: Eukaryota; Metazoa; Platyhelminthes; Trematoda; Strigeidida; Schistosomatidae.
AUGAUUAUAAUAAAGUUAAAUUUAACAAUAAAAUCAAUCAAAGGCGAAUCCUCAUUGCUAUUGUCAUCAUCAUCAUCAUCAUCCAAAUCAUCAUCAUCAUCAUCCAAAUCAUCAUCAUCAUCAUCCAAAUCAUCAUCAUCAUCAUCAUCAUCAUCAUCAUCAUCAUCAUCCAAAUCAUCAUCAUCCAAAUCAUCAUCAUCAUCAUCAUCCAAAUCAUCAUCAUCUAACUUUUCUAUUAAUUUUGAUUUACAUUAA